Propithecus coquereli (Coquerel's sifaka) is the source of this 634-nucleotide messenger RNA. RefSeq names its product intraflagellar transport 43 (gene IFT43). The transcript has 9 exons. NCBI's taxonomy places the organism in Eukaryota, Metazoa, Chordata, Mammalia, Primates, Indriidae. The record is from RefSeq and is a predicted model, not a curated record. Gene Ontology annotation, biological process: intraciliary retrograde transport. The coding region runs from base 1 to 627 and encodes 208 amino acids. Gene Ontology annotation, cellular component: cilium; intraciliary transport particle A.
AUGGAGGAUCUGCUGGAACUGGGCGAGGAGUGGCGCCGCGGCUCGGCUGCCUCCGGGCCCAAGAUGGGUCGCCGAGCUCAACAGGAGCCAGCUCAGGCUGAGAAUCACCUCAGUGGCAAGAAUUCCUCUUUGACUCUGACUGGAGAGGCUCCCCCUCCUAAACCACCUCGCUGCAGACAGGGAGGUUGGGCAGACGAGUCCAUGAAGGCUUCAAAGUUAGGAAGGAAGAUUUCUGAAGAAAUAGAAGAUUAUCGCCUCAGACAGCAGAGCCUGGAUGGAUCAGAUGACGGAGGAGACAUUCCUAUUAUUCCGGAUCUGGAAGAAGUACAGGAAGAAGACUUUGUUUUGCAAGUGGCAGCCCCUCCCAGUGUCCAGGUGAACCGGGUGAUGACCUACCGUGACCUGGACAAUGACCUCAUGAAGUACUCGGCCUUCCAGACCCUGGAUGGCGAGAUCGACCUAAAGCUCCUCACUAAAGUCCUUGCACCAGAGCAUGAAGUUCGAGAGGAUGACAUCAGCUGGGACUGGGACCAUCUGUACACUGAGGUGUCCUCGGAGCUCCUUGCCGAGUGGGACCUGCUACAGACGGAGAGGGAGGACCCUGCGGGGCAGCCCCGGCACUCCUGAACCCAUA